Messenger RNA from Ascochyta rabiei, 852 nucleotides. Its product is annotated as Beta-ureidopropionase. Lineage: Eukaryota; Fungi; Ascomycota; Dothideomycetes; Pleosporales; Didymellaceae. Bases 1 to 852 code for a protein of 283 amino acids. The transcript is spliced from 2 exons. The record is from RefSeq and is a predicted model, not a curated record. Gene Ontology annotation, molecular function: hydrolase activity, acting on carbon-nitrogen (but not peptide) bonds, in linear amides.
AUGCCCCUGGCAGCCGUAGGACAAAUCUGCUCCACAGCCUCCCUCUCUCACAACCUUCAACAAUGCCAAAAGCUGGUGAAGCAGGCUUCAGAAGCAGGUGCAGCCGCACUCUUCCUACCCGAAGCUUCCGACUACAUCAACACCAAUCCCUCUCUGAAGCUCUGCAAAUCUGUCGACGAUUCUGAAUUCGUCCAAGGCCUCCUCCAAUCCGCAAAACAGUACAAGCUGCCCAUCUCCGUAGGCAUUCACGAACCAGCCGCCGGAGACAAAACCAAGAACACAUUGAUUUGGAUCAACGAGGAGGGUAAAAUCACCCAACGCUACCAGAAACUGCAUCUCUUCGACGUCGACAUCAAAGACGGGCCGAGUCUGCAGGAAAGCAAGUCCGUGGAGCGCGGCACCGAGCUCCCGCUGCCCUUCGACACCGCCCUGGGCAAGAUAGGCAUGCAGAUCUGCUUUGACAUGCGCUUUCCCGAACCCGGCCUGGUGUAUGCGAAGCGCGGCGCGCAUAUCGUUACCUACCCUUCUGCAUUCACCACCGCGACAGGCGAGGCGGGGCAUUGGCAUAUGCUGUUGCGUGCGCGUGCGAUCGAGACGCAGAGCUACAUCGUUGCUGCGGGGCAGGUAGGAAAGCAUGACGAGGAGGGCAAGAGGCACAGCUACGGGCAUAGUAUGAUCAUUGACCCGUGGGGGAGGAUCGUUGCGGAGUUGGGAGGCGAGGCGGAUGAGCAUGGGAGGGGAUUGGACGAGGGCGAGAUUGCGUGUGCGGAGAUUGACAUCGAGUAUGUGGAGAAGAUCAGGAAGGAGAUUCCUUUGACGAGACGGACGGAUGUCUACGCUGAGUUGAGUUGA